AGAAACCCCAGAAGACAACAUUCUGACGUCACUGAGAAGCAUUCGUCAAUUCCGAACACAGACAAGGACAAGGAGGUCAGAGGCCACCCAAACGAGAGCAGCAAGUUGAACGUGCUGACGCUCCGCCUACGAGCCGCCAAAAUGUCAGGACAGCCAAUCCCACGCUCCGUGGCGUACCAGCGACGCAACCAGACCACCCACUCGUGGUACGACACAGGUCACAUGAUGAGCCAGAGCCUACCGUCCGGCGGCUUUCUCCACAGACAGUACACAAGCUCCGCCUCUUCCACACCACGCUCGUCACGUGAUGCGACAUCAGAGAAGGGCUCUCCAGUUGUGAAAUCAGCAAGCGCUCGACCCAGCUCCUCCUACUCUUACGAUGGUGGGUUUUUUGUCGGAGCCCAUGCGGGGCAGGCGGAGUACUUCGUGAUACACCCAGAUUGGGUGUCGGAGGCUAUGACAAUAAAGAAAUUGUCUAUUGGAAGCAAAAAGGGCCCCUCUGGUGCUGGAGCUCACAUGCCCAAAGCACGUGCGAGGAGUUGGCAAGGCCGGCGCUGUAUGAGUGCACCGCCCUCCAAGCUUAGGAAUCCAAUCACGUGGGAUCACAGUGACCCGGUGGACAUACCUCGACCCAAGAAGAAAUAGCACAAGUAGCCAUCUAGUAUCUAGGUUUUCAACUUUGUGCAAAAUUUAUUGUUCCUUUUUCCACUGGUUCAAAUUAUAUGUAUGAAGAACACAAAGUCACCGUCACGUUUCGUUUGGAAUCCCCGACCCUGUCCCAUUUCUUCUGAUUGUUUGAUAAAGUAAUGAAGCUGUCUUCUUGGUACAUGCAGACAUGUACUGCUUUUGGCUAACUCGUGCAGCUCUGAUAGCGCUUUGCCUGUCUGUGAUAUCAUGUCGAGUCGGUUUAUUGCGUCUAUUGUUUUCGGGAAGCGCGGGGGGGGGGGGCUUUCCUUUAUAUUUAUUGUUGUUGUUGUUGGGGGGGUUUGGGUUUUUUUUUAAGGUUUUUUAUUUUGUUUCUUGGGUUGCUGUUUCUUGUGCGAGCCCUUGCCACAUAAUUUGCAAAAAGGCAUUUCAACACAUGUGCUUUUUCUUUACAAGGCAGUUGUGUUAGAUUCAAAAUACUGUGAGUACUUAGCAUAGAGUAAAGUUGACCUACUACUUGUUCCUUAAUUUUUGCAAUGGUCUGCUGGUUCGAAUCUGUAUUUCCUUUAGCUCGAAGCCAAGCGAUCGUGUACACCACGGUGAUGUAUACUGUUGUUGCUGUUGAUGUAGUCUCGUCGUUUCUGUAGUCCUCGCUUACGACGGGUGCGCGAUAUUACGACCUCAUUUCGCUCGCAAACCAUGGAUUAGGGCCAAAACAAAACUGGAAAGUAGUAAAAGGAGCAGAACCCGUUCACCGGCGUCUAUGGUGUAGCUUUUAAUCACUUUGCUGUCACAUACAUUAGAUCCAAGUUUGAUUCCCGUGUGGGCAGAAUUUAUUGAGUAUCUCGGUUUUUUCUGCGGGGACGUUGUGUUCCUCUCAGUCCGGGUUGGCCUUGACAGGCAGGAUAGAAGCUUGCCUCCUAAAUUAACAAAAUUGUACGGCUGGGAGCUUAAAACACCCUACUGACAAAAUGUCGCACGUAGGCUACAAGUUACCCCUUUUCACCCUUUCCCAAAUAAACGUAUUGCAAUAUGGACCUCUCUGCUAACUUGUUUUCUUUGUUUUGAAGAAAUCCUGUGCGAUAAAUCAAAUACAGCUAGCCAACGUUACGCAAACUUCUGGAAAGUAGUUGAGUAUGAAAAUGCAUAGCUGGUGAGGCAUGAUUGUGUGCACAGGAUAAUCGUUGUUAUCUAUGCCAAACUUCGCCCUACUGUACUGCUGUACCAAUUACUCUUUUCCUCAAACCACAAAACAUUUUGUUUUAAAAGCAUUAUUAUAUGGUCCAUCAUCCAAGUCCGUAGGUUUAUAGGGGAAUGUUUCGUUGUAAUACAUGUACUUAAUUAAACAGCUCAUGCUUCUAUGCCUAAAAGAAAAACAGCGAUUAGAGAAAGUGUAAUCAAUAAGCGUAUUAUGUGAUUGAUUAUGUGUGUGUACUCUCCAAAUUGAUGCACUCAGUACCCA
Messenger RNA from Aplysia californica (California sea hare), 2107 nucleotides. RefSeq lists its product as uncharacterized. The record is from RefSeq and is a predicted model, not a curated record. NCBI's taxonomy places the organism in Eukaryota, Metazoa, Mollusca, Gastropoda, Aplysiida, Aplysiidae.